Messenger RNA from Humulus lupulus (European hop), 846 nucleotides. Its product is annotated as glutathione transferase GST 23-like. Bases 16 to 687 code for a protein of 223 amino acids. Gene Ontology annotation, biological process: glutathione metabolic process. The record is from RefSeq and is a predicted model, not a curated record. The transcript has 2 exons. NCBI's taxonomy places the organism in Eukaryota, Viridiplantae, Streptophyta, Magnoliopsida, Rosales, Cannabaceae. Gene Ontology annotation, cellular component: cytoplasm. Gene Ontology annotation, molecular function: glutathione transferase activity.
AAAAGUUCAUCAAAAAUGGAAGAAGUGAAGGUAGUGGGAUUCUGGGCUAGUCCAUACGUUUACAGGGUUAUCUGGGCUCUAAAACUUAAGGGUGUCAAGUUUGAAUAUAUUGAAGAAGAUAUAUUUGACAAGAGCGAUUUGCUUCUGCAACUUAACCCUGUACACAAGAAAGUUCCAGUUUUCAUUCAUGGUGGAAAACCAAUUGCAGAGUCCAUGGUUAUUCUUGAAUAUAUUGAUGAGAUGUGGCCUCAAAACCCUCUGCUGCUACCAGAUGAUCCAAACGAGAGAGCGACCUCCCGGUUUUGGACCAAGUUUGGAGACGAUGAGAGGAAGCACUUUUUUGGGUUCUUGAGGAAGACAGGAGAAGAGCAAGAAAAAGCCAUCAAAGAUGCCCAAAAUUCUCUAAAAAUCUUGGAAGAGAAUGCCCUUGGGGAGAAGAAGUUUUUUGGGGGCAACAACAUAGGAAUGACUGACUUAGCCUUUGGGUGGCUAGCUUUGUGCCUUGAGGUUAUGGGAGAGGCAGCUGGUGUUAAACUACUUGAACACAACAGCUUCCCUCGCUUGAUGGCUUGGAUUGAAAACUUCAAGAAUGUUGCUGUGAUCAAAGAAAACCGUCCCGAUCAACAUCGGUUGUUAGGGUAUUUGAAAGGCCUAAGAGAGAUGUAUCUUUCACUCCCUACAUCUUAAACUAUUCUAAUUAUCAAAAUGUAUUAGCUACUUCAAUUACUAAUAUGGGGUGAAGCUUAUGGGGGUAGUGUUGGUGCUUCUGUUCCUCCAAGAUCAUCUUUAUCUAUUUCCCCUUGGCCUUGUUUUCUUAUCUAAUAAUAACAGAUUUCACCUGCUUCA